GACCCGGGUGCGACCAUGAUCCUGUUCUCCUCGCGCAGCGUUGUACUCUCGGUCUACUACCCCCAGAUCUUCCUCAUCCUCACCAGCGGCAGUUACCUAGCUUUGUCAUCUGUGGUGGCUUUAGGAGCAAACAUAAUCUGCAACAAAAUCCCUGGCUUGGCCCCACGGCAACGAGCAAUCUGCCAGAGCCGUCCCGAUGCCAUCAUAGUGAUCGGAGAAGGGGCCCAGAUGGGAAUCAAUGAAUGCCAGUACCAGUUCCGAUAUGGCAGGUGGAACUGCUCAGCACUGGGCGAGAAAACAGUCUUCGGUCAAGAGCUUCGAGUAGGAAGCAGGGAAGCUGCUUUCACCUACGCCAUCACGGCUGCAGGGGUUGCACAUGCCGUCACGGCUGCCUGCAGCCAGGGGAACCUCAGCAACUGUGGCUGCGACAGAGAGAAACAAGGUUAUUACAACCAAGAGGAAGGGUGGAAGUGGGGAGGCUGCUCCGCUGAUACCAGAUACGGCAUCGAAUUCUCCAGGAGGUUUGUUGAUGCCAGAGAAAUCAAAAAGAAUGCUCGGAGGCUGAUGAACUUGCACAACAAUGAGGCUGGAAGAAAGGUGCUUGAAGAGAGAAUGAAACUGGAAUGCAAAUGCCAUGGGGUUUCUGGUUCCUGUACAACUAAGACCUGUUGGACUACGCUCCCCAAAUUCAGAGAGAUUGGAUAUAUUUUGAAAGAAAAAUACAAUGCCGCCGUGCAGGUGGAAGUGGUACGAGCCAGCAGGCUUAGGCAACCCACCUUUCUGAAGAUCAAGCAGAUCAGAAGUUACCAGAAACCAAUGGAAACAGAUUUGGUAUACAUAGAUAAGUCACCCAACUACUGCGAAGAAGACGCUUCCACCGGGAGCGUGGGGACACAGGGACGGCUCUGCAACCGUACCUCUCCCAGUGCCGAUGGGUGCGACAUGAUGUGUUGUGGAAGGGGCUACAACACCCACCAGUACACCAAAGUUUGGCAGUGUAACUGCAAAUUCCACUGGUGCUGCUUUGUGAAAUGCAACACAUGUAGCGAGCGGACAGAAGUGUUCACUUGUAAAUAACAGCAGAUGUUCCAACUUUAAAAAGGACACAGCCGCCACAUGUUAGAGUGGAACAGAACAACUACAGCAUCAUUUUGCACAUUUAAUUUUCUUUAAGGGGGGCGGGGGGGGUGACCGGUCUGUUCUCUGUUACUUAACAACACACACGAUGUGUAACUUGCUGGCUAGCUGCUUUGACUACAUUGGAAACAGGGACAAUGGGAUGGAUUGGGUGACUUUGUUCAACACAAGCAACUUUCUCUUUGGUUUUUGACCCAACUGCAGUCUGGGUAUUGUAGAGUUUUGCUCUUAGAUUAAGUUAUACAUAUCAGAGACGCUGACUCUAGGAGGUUAUUUUCAGAUUUAUAAUGCACAUACAAAUGUGCAAAUAAUACUUUUUUCUAUUAAAAAAAAAGGGAGAGAAAUUAAACUGUUCACAGAGAACCUUAAAUCACAUCAGUGUUGCUGAAAAACUUUUAUUUCUGAUAAAGGAAAGGAAAAAAAAACAGGUACAAAGGGCAGCUCGUGGGACAAAGAUGUAAAAUGGGGG
Molecule: messenger RNA, 1606 nt
Organism: Elgaria multicarinata webbii
Lineage: Eukaryota; Metazoa; Chordata; Lepidosauria; Squamata; Anguidae
Gene: WNT7B
Product: Wnt family member 7B
Exons: 4
Coding region: 16-1077 (353 amino acids)
Biological process (GO): neuron differentiation; cell fate commitment; canonical Wnt signaling pathway
Cellular component (GO): extracellular region
Molecular function (GO): frizzled binding; cytokine activity
Source: RefSeq, a predicted model, not a curated record